AUGUCUCUCCCACGCCACGAGGGCCCCAACCACGGCGCGGACAUGAGCGGCGUGGAUAUGGGCGGCGACAACACCACAGGCACGGGCAGCAGCAAAUCGACGUCGUCCAUGUCCGGCAUGUCCAUGACCUUCUUCCUCUCGUCGCGGACGCCGCUCUUGUCAACGCAGUGGACGCCCGCCACCGACGGGCAGUACGCCGGCACAUGCAUCUUCCUCCUCUCCCUCGCCGUCCUGCUGCGCGUCCUGCUCGCCCUCCGCCCUAUCCUCGAGACCCGGCUCUGGCGGCGGACCGCGGCCGCCGCCUCCGAGGCUGUGGCCCAGUCCGAAGUGGACGACGAAAAGGUCCGGCUGCUGGCUGGACAGCCACGCCAGUCGCUGGCCAUUGUCAAGAGGGACGUCCAGCGCAAGUGGUCCGGCUGGCGGGUGUCUGUCGCCACAGCGAGGGCGACGUAUGAGCUCUUUGUUGCGGGGAUCGGGUACCUUCUCAUGUUGGCCGUCAUGACGAUGAAUCUGGGGUACUUCCUCUCGGUGCUCUCAGGGGUCUGGUUGGGGACAUUUGUUCUGGGCGGACUUUCCUUUGACGACACGGGCAGUAUCCACUGCUAG
This is a messenger RNA of Emericellopsis cladophorae, 606 nucleotides long. RefSeq names its product putative ctr copper transporter. The transcript has 2 exons. NCBI's taxonomy places the organism in Eukaryota, Fungi, Ascomycota, Sordariomycetes, Hypocreales, Bionectriaceae. The record is from RefSeq and is a predicted model, not a curated record. Gene Ontology annotation, biological process: intracellular copper ion homeostasis; copper ion transmembrane transport. Gene Ontology annotation, molecular function: copper ion transmembrane transporter activity. Gene Ontology annotation, cellular component: plasma membrane. Bases 1 to 606 code for a protein of 201 amino acids.